AUGUCACACAAACUGAGCGUGGUGUUAAAGUGUGGCUAUAAAAUUGCAAUCAAUGUGGACACGGAUGCGGUCAAGACUAUCCAUGAUUUGAAGGCUUACCUCCAGGCGCGCGGCAUCUAUUGCGAUGAGAGCGACAAAAUUGUGUACAACCAACAGAAAUAUGCCCAUGGUCAAAAUGUGCAUAGUUUAUUCUUGAUGGAUGGACCUGGUAAUAAUGAGUACCAGGUUAGCAGUAUCGGCGCAAAGGACGAGAUUUUAAUAGUCAAUAAACCGGAGCCCAAAAGUGAUUAUAAGGAAAGUCUAUCGAAAGAGAUAAAUGACUUGAAGGUGGAGUUGUCGGCGUUGAAGGCAUCCUAUGAUAGGAUUGUUUGCGAGAACCAGGAGUUGAGAGAGAAUUUGAAUCAAUUGGACAUAAGUGGUUCAGAGGAAGGCAGUAGUGUUGGGAAGGGAUCACAGAAUCCGAUGAAUAGAAUGACAGAUAUUUUGACACAAAUCCUAAAUGAGAGCCAAAAGACCAACACUUUGAUGAGUGGUAUGAAUACAGAGAGGGAUAAGGCGUUGAAAACACUGGAAGGCAUCCGACAAUUGGUCGGUAAUACAGGCACUGAAUCGACGGCCAGUACCGCUACUAAUAUCGCAUAUAAUGAUGAGAUUAUUAUUGCGAGUAAAGCAGAUCCCGGAAGUGAUCAAAUCGAUGGCCUAUCGAAAGAGAUGAAUGAUUUGAGGAAAGAGUUGUCGGCGUUGAAGGCAUCCUAUGAUCGUAUCGUUUGCGAGAACCAGAAGUUGAGACAAAAGUUAAAUCAAUUGGACAUAAGUGGUUCAGAAGAAGGCAGUAGUGAUGGAAAGGGAUCACAGAAUUCGAUGACGAGAAUGACAGAUAUUUUGACACAAAUCCUAAAUGAGAGCCAAAAGACUAAUAGUUUAAUGAGUGGUGAGAAGGAAAAGACGUUGAAAACACUGGAAGGCAUCCGACAACUGGUCGGCAACACAGACACUGAACCGACGGCCAGUACCACACCGUAG
Messenger RNA from Oppiella nova, 1023 nucleotides. The record is from the annotation of a GenBank genome assembly. Lineage: Eukaryota; Metazoa; Arthropoda; Arachnida; Sarcoptiformes; Oppiidae.